AUGAUGGACCAUAUUGAUGCUGCUAAACUGAAUACAGAUCUUCGAUAUCGAUUCGACUAUGUAGCGAAAUUUCUCAAUUUCACGACAACCGACAUUCAUUUGCUCAAUACGGUUGCACCAAAACUGGUUCCACUGGUACCAACAGCGGUCGAUGCCAUUUACAAUAAGCUGUUUUCGUUUGACGUCACCAAAAGUGUAUUCGCCAAGAAUAAGGUGAACUUCCAAGGAGCUACUGCAGAUCCUCCAGACAGUCUCAAUUUGACUGCAGAACGAAUUGCUGCUCUCAAAGAAAGUUUGGACAAAUACUUGAAAAAAGUUCUGACACAAGCGGAAUGGGACGAUGGAUUUCUCGGAUAUCUGUCACACCUUGGUAAAGUACAUGCAAACAAAGCUGACUCGAAAAAUAUUGAUGUCAGCUAUGUACACAUGAAUGCAACACUCGGCUUAUCGGAACAUAUUCUCAUUGAUGCCCUUUUGAACCAUGAUCUCGGUUUAGAUGACAAGACAAAAAGUGAUGCAGUUCUAGCUUUGAACAAAUUCUUCUGGAUCCAAAACGAUCUUUUUACAAUGCAUUAUGUGCCACAUUAA
Molecule: messenger RNA, 588 nt
Organism: Rotaria socialis
Lineage: Eukaryota; Metazoa; Rotifera; Eurotatoria; Philodinida; Philodinidae
Source: the annotation of a GenBank genome assembly